GUGGAGUAGAUGUAAGGGAGACUUAGUAGUGACUGUCUGUCGAGACCGAGGGCUACAGUAGGAGAUGGUACAGGAGGAGGAAGAGUUAGAGAAGGUGAAGAGAGAGAGAGUGAGAGACAGAUUCGAGAGAAAGAGCGAGAGAGAGAGACUCACAAACUCAGUUAGCAUUUGCCUUCCUUCGCGGUCUAUGGUGGACGUUGUAAUCUCCCGAGUCGCUUGGAUCGGCUUCGCUGGAGUUCACAUGACUAUGGACAAGGAGUUAUAAAUCCUGUUGAAAUGGGCCGUCUACCCUUUACCCACGGGAUUCUGCACUCUGGCUGCUGCUCUGAGCCUGUGCUUGUUGAUAGUACACAGCUCUGAAGUCCCUUCCCAGAAGGUUACCACUCAAGCGAGGGGAAGGAGAAGCGAAGCUCCAUCUCCAACCACGCCCAACAUAAUUGACAGAUUCGCCCUGACAGCUAAGACCAAAUGGGAGAGUCUCUGGGGUCUUAGCAAAGAGGCUCCCUCUGAGGUCUUGAGUUCCCCGGCGCAGACGUCGUCGACUGAAGAAGGACAAGAAGAUGGUGAUGACGUCUUCGAGAAGCUGUUCCUGGAGGAUCCCUUCUUCGAUUUGGACUAUUCUUCUCAAGAGGAAGAGGAUGAAGAAGAAGAAGAAGAAGGUGAAGAUAGUGAGAUAGGUCUCCAGAGAGGGUUCCUCGAAGACCCUUACUUCGAUCCUGAUGGCUCUCAGCAAGACGUCGAUGAUGGUGAAAUGGAUAGUGAGGACGACGACGAAGAAGAAGAUGAAGACGAGGUCUUCGAGGAGCAAUUUCUCAAGGACCCCUUCUUCGACUUAGGCAAAUCCCACCAGUACGACCUCGACGGAGAGGACGACCUCGGAAAAGAGGAGGAAGAGGUCAGGAAUGAAAACGACCCAGGGGACACAAUUUCCAGAGCCCCCUUCUUCGACGUCGAGCGCCCCCAGCAGCACGACGUCUUCGACAUCAAGCGAAUGAAGCGCAGGCUUCAGCUGAAGAAGCACGGGAACCACCAGAAGAUGAAGAAGGACAUGAAGCAGAGGAGGAAGAAGAGGAAUAAAAAGAAGAAGAAGGAGACGCAGAAGCAGAAGAGGAAGAAGUACAUGAAUGAGGCAGCCGACGCCCGCAGGAUGGAUAGACUCCGGGAGGCGAAGACGAAGGCGACGCAGGCGGAGAAGCACCUGGAGUUCUUCCGAAGGGAGAAGAAGUCUCGGGGGCACGUGUCCCCCGUCCCCGGGGGGAGGUACCUAAGGCCUCCUCCACCUCCUCCUCCUCCUCCUCCUGCUGAUGAUAGGCCUAAUAUUAUCCUCAUCGUGGCGGAUGAUUUGGGUUACAACGACGUGCCCUGGCACAACCCAGACGUGAGGGCGCCCAACAUCCGGAAGUUGGCCCGCCAGGGCAUCAUCCUGGAGAACCACUACGUCCUGCCCCUCUGCACCCCGUCCAGGGCGGCUCUCCUGACGGGGGUAUAUCCCUUCAGAUAUGGAAAGCAGGCGGGCGAGUCCUUGCCCCUCAGUCCUACAGGACUCAACACUUCCAUCACCCUGCUACCGGAACGCCUCAAGGAUUUGGGAUACAGCACCCAUCUCAUUGGAAAAUGGCACUUGGGUUACUGCAGCUGGGAUUACACCCCAACCAGGCGAGGAUUCGAUUCCUUCUACGGCUACUACUUGGGUAGCCAAACCUACUACACUCAGUACAAGAAGAUGGGCCGAAGAAAAGGAUCUCUCUUCUGGUGGGACACCAACGAGGUCGACGACCUCGAGUACGACGACUACGAGGAGAGUCAGGACCAGGCCUCUGAGAACCUGAAGGACGACCAGCGCAAGAAGAUGGAGGAGUCGAAAAGGGGUCAGGGAAGGAGGAGGUUCCGCGGAUAUGGCAGUCAGGACGACAAUGGCGGGAAGGGACUCCGGUUGAACGAACUGCCCCUCGCUAACGUCUCGGGAUACUAUUCAAACGAUCUCUACGCCGCCAGAGCCGAGGACGUGAUCCGAGCCCACGCUGUAGAAGACGGCGUGGCCAAGAGUCCCCUCUUCAUGAUGCUCGCCACCCAAGCCGUCCACGGGCCCAUCCAGGUGCCCCUGAAAUACCGACGAAGGCACACGGCGACCACGAAGAACCUGGCCCGGAGGACCUUUUUGGGAAUGGUGGAUGCUCUAGACGAUGUGGUUGGAAGGGUCGUCGAACAGUUGAAGGUUUCCGGCCUCUAUCAGAAUACCGUCAUAAUCUUCACAACUGAUAACGGUGGCAACAUCCAGGCAGGUGGAAACAACUUCCCUCUUCGAGGUAGCAAAGGAGGCCUAUACGAGGGAGGUACCAAAGGAGUGGCCUUCAUUCACUCCCCUCUCCUCCCCAAGUCUGGCUUUAAAUAUAAUGGGAUGAUGCACAUUGUAGACUUGCACGAAUCCAUCCUCCACAUUGCUAGGAAUGGCGCAUCCUUGUCCCGCGGGCCGGGGUGGCGAAGGGAACUCCUGGAUUCCUAUUCGUGGGGCGAAGACAGAGACGGAAUAGACGUGUGGCCCGCCAUACUGACCAACACCGACUCCCCGAGGAACUCGUUUGUUUACAACGUGCGCAAGAAGCCACUUCGGGGAGCCAUCAGGAGGAGAAACUGGAAACUGAUCAUAGGCGAAGGCGGGAAGUUCGAUGGCUGGGUACCGCCGACAGAUGUCUCUGCAGGAGCUCAGGGCAUCGACGAGGAAGGCAAGUGUUGUUCCACUUGGCACUCGAGGAUCAGGGACAGGCACCUCGCCCUCUACAACCUCAAAGAUGACCCGUUAGAAACGACCGACGUCUCGUAUCUCAACCCGAACGUGACGUCGACUCUCAAAUCCCUCCUGAAGAAGUACGCCUCCCAGAGCCGCCAGCCCCACUUGCCCAGAGAGGAUCCUCUGGGACAUCCUAGCCUCCAUGGAGGGUUCUUCUCGCCUGGCUGGUGCCAAGCGAUCAUCUAGGUCUCUUGGCGGAAUAUUUUCUAGAAAUAUAAAAAACCUAGAGACAUAAAACGCCCAUUUUACGAAAAUUGCAGGUUUCUGCAGUUUUUUGGGGUCACUGGUGUGUGCCUGCGUGUGUUUGUGUGUGUAUGACUAGGCUGGCUAUCUGUUGUUGAACUUCGCAGUUCCUAUUGUUCAUUCAGAUCGUGAAAAUUUGAAGUUUUUGCAGUUUUUUUUUUUUGGGGGGGGCCAUUUUGUUUGUGUAUAAUGCCGGCUAUCUGUAUCUGUCUUUGUCAUGGGAGUACCAUAUUUAAACCGUAUAUGACGUCGUCUUGGUCAGUACCAGAAUUGUGGUAAUUGAGGAGUUUCAAGAUGACCGCUGGAAAUACCAAGACGAUAUCAUUCACUCAAAGAUCAGUGAUCUAAUUGUUAAUCAGAUCAGUGGCUUUAAACGCACUAAAGCCUUUUUCUAUGUGUACCUAUUCUUCCUUUUUCAGUGCGUAAAUGGAAGUAAUAUUACAUAGAAUAUCCAGUUAAAGUUCAGUUUGGAGCAGACUAAGUUCAAAGUUCUACGCUACUGAUUAAACACAUCACAGAAAUUAGUGAAGUUUCCGAGUGGCGUGAUAGACUUUCCAAGAAAGUAUUAUGUGACGAUAGAUAUUUAACAUAUUUAGGAACGAUUUCCUCUGCAAGAUUGUUGCAAGACUGAGCUGUCAUCAUUAAAGAAAGUCCGUAUCGAAGAGACAGGUUCCAGGUAACUGAAACAAAAUAGGUCUGUCGUCAUGUUUGCAUGCAUAAUAAUUAUACACUGCAACAAGACAAGCGAGAAAUAUCAUAAUCAUAUUUAAAGAUUAUUUAUUCAUUACAGUAUUCAAAACUAACUGUUAUGACGAGCCAUAAAAAAAUGACAAGGAUAAAAUGCAGCCAUACCUGUGUGUAACUGCUCUAGGCAAGCCCACAUCGACCAGUGCAAUAGUAGUUAAGGCCAGGAUUACACUGUCUCUCUCUGAAGUGUUUAUUGAUACCACGCUAUCUCUAGUGGUAUAGUUUUUUGCAUUUAACUGAAGCUAAUGUGGAUUAGUAUUACAACUGCUAUAAAUUUAGAGAAAGUAACUUUUACUACGCAAAUUAUGUAGAUGAAUAUUUAUUCACUUUACAUCCAUACAUAUAUACUAUAUACAUGAGUCUAAACUCUAAAGCCUUAAACCAAUAUGUUUUUGUAGCCCCACACAUUUUAUGAUUGAAUUGUUUCUCUAUAGUAUUGCUAUGGUAUUGUUACUCAGUCGUGUUAACAAGCCAGAUUGGAGAGUUUCCUUUAAAGAACUGUUAAAACUAAACAUCGUUAUGAUUCGUAAUUUUUAGAAUUUUAGUAUACUGAAUUAUCAAGUUUUUCUGUAUUUCCGUUGUAAAACAAAAACAAGAAAGUUAUUUAAUUCCAGUUUCAAUGUACGUAUAUGUAUUCCAACCGUAUAUUCCGAAUGCAUAUGC
Molecule: messenger RNA, 4441 nt
Organism: Macrobrachium nipponense
Lineage: Eukaryota; Metazoa; Arthropoda; Malacostraca; Decapoda; Palaemonidae
Product: arylsulfatase J-like
Source: RefSeq, a predicted model, not a curated record